Motacilla alba alba is the source of this 6458-nucleotide messenger RNA. RefSeq names its product transmembrane inner ear (gene TMIE). The coding region runs from base 283 to 1245 and encodes 320 amino acids. The transcript is spliced from 4 exons. Lineage: Eukaryota; Metazoa; Chordata; Aves; Passeriformes; Motacillidae. The record is from RefSeq and is a predicted model, not a curated record.
ACUGGGAAAACCCAGGAAAAAGAAUCCCCAGGGACUCGUGGAGCAGCAGGAAUUCCUCCCUGCCGAGCAGCAGGAAGCGCUCCCGGUGCUCCCGAUCCCCCCUCCCGGGGCUCCGUCAUCGACACCGCCUCAUUAAUUUAAUUAAUUAAUUAACGGCUUCCAGCGCCGCUCCGCUCGGACAACGCCGCUGGGAAAGGAAAAGCCAGGCCGGGACUUUUGCCGAGAUCCCAAAAAAAUUCCAGGCUCGGCAGGAGGAGGAAAAUCCCGGGAGGAGAGGAGAAGAUGGCGUGGGAUCCGAGCUGGGAUGUUCUGGGGUUCUCCUGCCUCGUCCUGCUCCGGUCCCGACUUUCCCUGGCGCAGCUGAUCGAGGCCACCACGGCGCCUCCCAAGAAGAAGCCGGAUCCGGUGACGUCGGAGACCGUGGUGAUCUGGGGGCUGCGCCUCUGGCAGGUGGUCGGGAUCUUCGCCCUCUUCGUCCUCUCCAUCAUUAUCACCCUGUGCUGCAUCUUCAAGUGCCGGAUCCCGCGCACGCGGAAGGAGAUCGAGGCUCGCUACGCCCAGCGCCAGGCGGCCAAAAACUACGCCGACAAACUGGACACGGUGCCGCCCCUGGGCGAGCUCACCGAAAUUCCCGGAGGUUGCGGAAGAAAAAAAAGAGGAAGAAGUUCCCACUGUGUCCGGAAAAGUGGACAAGGCUCAGGGAAAGAAGGAUGGAUCCAAAGACUCCAAGAAAAAGGACGGGGAGAAGGAGCAGAAGGAAGAAUCCAAGAAGGAAGGGAAGGACGGAGCCAAAAAAAAAGACGGAGAAAAGGGGGAGAAAGGGGAAAAAGGAGGAAAAGAGGAAAAAGGAGGGAAAGGGGAAAAGGGGGAAAAGGAAAAGGGGGAGAAGGGAAAGGACACAAACGACAAGAAACAAGGGAAAAAGGGGGAAAAAGAAGGCGAAGCUGGAAAAUCCGGAGGCGCCAAAACCGAUGGAAAAGCCGGUGGGAAUUCCAAAGCUCCGGCAAAGAAGAAGUGACCUCCUGGAAGGACAGUGCUGGAAUUUUUUUUUGGGAAUGCUCCAGCAAAUUGCUGCGGGAGGAGCACUUGGAGCAGGAUGUGCUUUUCCAGAUAUUCCUGUGGGAUGCUGUUGGAUGCGUGGAUUUCUUCCCAUUUGGAGGUGGAGCUGCCAGGAUUCGGCUCUGUGAAGGAAAACUGGGAAUUUGGUUGGAUAAUCAAGAAAAAUAUCCAGCGGGAAUGGGAUAGACACGAACCGGAAGCUGGAAUGGGACUGAGGACUUUGGAUAAACAUGGGAAUGCUCAGGGAUGAGGAUCCAAACGAAAGGAGAAUGGAAUUCAUCCCAAAUUUCUUCUCCUGGAGGACCUGGAGAAGUUGGAGGAAGAUUUCCUGGCGCUCAGCACCUCCUUGUGGGGAAUUUUAGGGAUUAUGUAAAUUCUGGGAAAAUCCCAAAGGAUGGAAUUCUCCAAGGUGUGGGUCCUGUGGAUUCCAAGAGUGUUUUGGACACAUGGGAAUUUUUCCUUCCUUCCCUGGUGCCUCUGUUUCUGGAUUGUUGCAGGAAACACCAGGAAUUCCAUCUUUUCCAGGAGAUUUAUCCACAUUUUCCUGAUUUUUUGCUGAGGAAAGCCAGUUCUGAGACCAGGAAUUCUGCUCCACUUCCAUAUGGCUGCUAUUCCCUCCCUUCCUGGGAAUUCCUGCGGAGUGGAUUUAUCAGGAGCGGCGUUUUCCAGCUGUUCUGGGAAUAUUCCAGAAAUUUCUGCCUUAAAAUUUCCAGCUGGGGGGGAUUUAACUCUGGAUUUUUUGGGGGAUAGCAUGGAAAAUCUUGGGAUAAUUAAAACUCGGGAUAUCCUGGAACUGUCUCCUUCAUAGGGAGAAUUCCCUCCAAUCCUUUGUCCCCAGGAAUGGGAUUUAUUUUCUAUUUAAUUGACAGAAAUCGUCAAUUUUCCUGCUGUUUUUUCGGUUCCAAUUUAUCAGUGCCAAGAUAUUUCCCAUUUUUCCCACUUUUCCUUGUCCCAGUUUUCCUUCACCUUCUCUCCCACCCAAUUCACCCUGGUGGGAAACGAGUCUGGAAAAAUGAAGGGAAUUUUCUGAGUGAGGUCGCUCAGCUCCAAAAAGUAACAAAAUUCCAAAGCGCCUGAAAAGGUGGAAUACUCAAGGAGAGACAUUGGGAAUGGUGUCCAAAACCACGGGAAUGUUUGGGAAGACAACGAUCCAGGGAAAUCUGGAAUUCCAGCUUUGGGAAUUCUGCCCCUGGACACAGAGAAGCCCUGAAUCUUGGAAUGGCACCGAUGGAAAAGUGGGAAUAUGGAUACAAAGAUUGGAUUUCUUUGGAAUUUCCAUCCCAAUCCAAAUUUUUCAAGGCCCUGUUUAAUCAGGAAUCAUGGCAAUAAAAAAGAUUUUUCCAUUGGAUUCAGGCUUUAGUCCCUGGAUCUGCCGGAUCCGUGGGAAUUUUGGGAAGGGAUAUUGAUGCCUUAAAAACUCCAGGAUGGAAUCCAGCUGGGACUGGGGCAGGAAAACUCAGAUUCCCUGUCCUGCAGUUGGAAUUGCACUGGAAAUUUGGGAUGUGGCUCCGUUUGGAGAGGGAGAGGAGCGGAUUGAUUUCCAGUCCAAAGGUUUCCAGGAGGAAAAUCCACUCCUUUUCUCUUCCAUGGAAUUCCUUCUCUCUCAUCUAACUUCCAUCCCUAUCUUGUUAAAAAUAAUCAAAAUUUCAAAUAAAAUAUUCAUUGGGAUUGGGGAAUCCCUUUAAAAUCCACCUCAAUCCCUUUUUUCCAAGCAAAUAUUCCAAAUCCUGUGUGUCAGAUCCAAAAAUUUUGUGGUAAUGCCUUAUUGAUUUUUAAAAAAGGGAUUUUCCAUUUAAAAAAAAAUAUUUAUCCUUUGGGAAUAAUUUGGUUUGGAAUUAUUGGAAUGGGGGUGAAAUGCAGGGAAUUCAUUCCUGGGAUCACAAUCCAUUCCCAAAAUCAGGGAAUCCAUUCCUAGAGUUUCCAGAGAUCAUCCUGUCCAUGAAACUCAUCCCAGUUCCUGGAGGGGAAAGAGAGGGAAGAAAUUCCCAGCCCCGAUCCGAUGUUUUCCCUGUUCCAAUGGGAUCUGGAAGUCAGGAAGUGAAAAAAAAAAGGUGGAAAAUUCCAGCCCGGAGUAAUUCCAGCACUUUUGGACUUGCUUUUCCACCAGCAGAUGGAGAAAUUGCCUUGGAAAAGCCACAGGAAGGAAUUUUUAGUGGAAAAUUAGAUUUAUUGUCCCGUUCUUGGGUGGAAAUGGAAUUCCAGAGGCCAAAAGUUGUUUUUAAUUCCCAGAAAUCCAGGGAAUAAUGGCAGGAUCAGUCAUUUCCUUGCAUUCAGGUGAUGCUGGUCCUGGAGGAGGAAAAAUCACCCAGUCAGAACCAGGAAUAAAUUCCAGGAUCUCCACAUAUCCCAGAAAUUCCCACUAGAGGGGAUCUUGUCUGGGAUGUCAGACCCAGUUUUAAGGAAUUUGGGCUUAUUUCGGAUGGGGAAUUAAGCCUGGAUUUGGGAAAUCUUCCAGUCAAAAUUGCUCCUGGUGCUGGUUUCUCCCGAUUUUCUCCCUGGAUUGGUUUUCCAUGGAAAAUAGAAGGGGAAAUUGAGUGCUCCAGCAUUUGUUAGACACAUUCCCAACCCUCCUGGAAUGGGACUGUGCUGUUCCCUCUGUCCUGCCCCAGUGCCCAGGAAUGCAGAGCCCAUGGAAACACCUGGAAACGGGGAAUGGUGCCGGCUCAGCCCUCCGGCAGCGGGAGCAGUGACCCGAGUCCCCGGCUCUUGUGGGACAUUUUUGGGACAUUUGUGGGACAUUCCUGUCCUCUGUUAAGCAGCACCUGGAAAAUCCCCCUCGGGAAUACCAGGAGCUGCCUGACCCUGCUUGGACUGAAGCCAGGGAAGCAAAUCCAUGGAAAACAUGUCCCUAGCAAGGUCCUGCUGUCACCUCUGGGAGUUUCCCAAGGGCAAAGCCAGGUUUGUGCCUUUUCCAAGGAAAAGGAAUGAGAGGUGAGUGUGGGUGAGCAGGAAAACAAAAUUCCAUGAGGUCUUGUGGAAUUGUCACCUCAGCUGGAUUUUGGUGUCAGGAUCAUGGAUGUCUCCAGAGAAACUCAUGUCAUCCCUCUCCAUACAAUCUAUGAGGAGAAAUUCCCAAACAUUUUGGGAAUAUUUUACAUCAGCCCAAUUUCAGUGUUUGCUGUGGGAAGAGAGGAAUCUCUCCCUCAGGUCAGGAAUUCUUCCCUUAAUCCCCUCAAGGAUCCUUCUCUCUUGAAUUGAAGCCAAGGAAGCAAAUCCAUGGAAAACACACCCCAGCAAGGUCCUGCUGUCACUUCUGGGAGCUUCCCAAGGGCAAAGUCAGGUUUGUGCCUUUUCCAAGGUAAUCCCAAGGAAAAGGAAUGAGGGGUGAGUGUGGACAGGCAGGAAAACAAACUCCACAGGGUCUAGUGGAAGUGUCACCUCAGCUGGAUUUUGGUGUCAGGAUCAUGGAUGUCUCCAGAGAAACUCACGUUAUCCCUCUCCAUCCAGUCUGUGUGGAGAAAUUCCCAAACAUUUUGGGAAUAUUUUGCAUCAGCCCAAUUUCAGUGUUUGCUGAAUCUCUCCCUCACUUCAGGAAUUCUUCUCUUGACUCCUUCAAGGGUCCUUCCCGCUUGGACUGAACCCAGGGAAGCAAAUCCAUGGAAAACACACCCCAGCAAGGUCCUGCUGUCACCUCAGGGAAUUUACAAAGGGCAAAGUCAGAGGAGCUCCCAGUUUGAGGCUUUUCCAAGGAAAAGGAAUGAGAGGUGAGUGUGGGUGAGCAGGAAAACAAACUCCAGGAGGUCUUGUGGAAUUGUCACCUCAGCUGGAUUUUGGUGUCAGGAUCAUGGAUGUCUCCAGAGAAACCCACGUUAUCCAUGUAAUCAGUUGGAGAAAUGAACAUUUUGGGAAUAUUUCCCAUCAGCCUGGUUUUGGUGUUUGCUGUGGGAAGAGAGGAAUCUCUCCCUCAGUUCAGGAAUUCUUCUCUUAAUCCCAUCAAAGAUCCUGGAGAAAAGACUGGGGGGAAACCUUCUGGUUGUGACAGGAGGGGAUAGCCAGGGGGAAAAUUUGGGAUCUGCUCCCUGGGAACAGGGACAGGAGGAGAGGGAAUGGCCAGGAGAUGUUCAGGUUGGACAUCAUCAGGAAUUUCCGCAUGGAAGAGGUGGAUCUCCAAGGAUUGGAGCUGCCCAGGGAGGUUUGGAAUCCCCAACCCUGGAGGGAUUUAUUAUCCAUGCGGCACUUGGGGUUUAAAGCCUGGACUUGACGAUUUUAGAGGAUUGAAACCAAUCCAUGAUUCCAUAAAAUAAAGCAGGAGAAGGGCUCUGAAGCCACCUGGCUUCCAGGAAUGGAAGAUGUAAAGUUCAGGCAUUCCAGAAUUUCCUGAACAUCCAUGGCAUGCACUGGGUUUUCCAAAGGGUCUCCAGACGUUUCCACGUGGAUGGAUCCCAUGGAUCCCAGAAGGGUCUGGGGAGGAUAAGGGAGUGCUCAGGAAAAGCCAGGAAUGACGCAAGAAUCCCAAAUCUCUGAAGCUGAGGGGGAUUUUUCAAAGCGUGUGAAUUUUAUUGGAGGAUUUACCCAAAUCCCAAUUUAUUUUGGUUUUUUUGUUUGGACAAAGUAAAACACUCUUCUUAUUUAUGGAAAAUUCUGGAUCGUGCUCCCAUUUUCUGUGGGAAUAAGGAAGCCAAACUCCUCCAGAAGCUCCUUCCUUUCACUCAGUUCAGUGUCGGCAUCAGGAAUGAGGUGUUUGGAUUGAAAUCCCAAAAUCCUGGAAUGGUUUUGGUUGGAUCAUCUCAUUCCAACCCCCUGCCGUGGCCAGGGACGCCUCCCACCAGAAUCAAAGGAUCAGGGAGCCUUAUCCAGGUGGGAAUAUCCAAAAUCAGGGAAGCACUGCAAGAAAGAGGAGUGGUUUCCAUGGCAACCAUUCAUCCCUGUUCCCACCAUUCCUGGUUUUUUUUCUUUUCCAGCUUCCUGCCCUUCCCUGUCCCAGUCUGGCAGCUCAGGAAAGCCAAGGAAAUGAGAUGUUGGAAUCCGAAAUGCAGGGAAUUCUCAGAAUUUUGGGCCCGUAAGCCAAAACUUAGCAUUAAACCCAAGACUUGAUCUGAGACCUUGGAAAAGGCUCCCAGACUGACCUUGGAAAAGGCUCCCAGACUGAGGCGCUGGAAGUGGGAAUGCGGAUUUGUGGUUUAAAGCAGAGGCACGUUAAGCCGAGAAGGGGGAAGUUUAGAGUUUUAGAGUUUCAGAUGAAUAAAUAAUAAUUCAUAUUUAAUUAUUGUAAUUAAUAAUAAUAAAAAAAAACAAAGUUAGUUACAGAGGUGAACAGGGAGUUUAGGUCGCAGCACUGUGCGUUUGUGUGUCCUGACGUGACUGGCUAAGAAAGCUCACCCUGCAGCACGGGUCCGUGAAACAAAACAUUUAAGGAUUGGGUAUAAAUAAAUAUAUAAACCAUAAAUAAACCAUAAAUA